Molecule: messenger RNA, 3224 nt
Organism: Botrytis cinerea B05.10
Lineage: Eukaryota; Fungi; Ascomycota; Leotiomycetes; Helotiales; Sclerotiniaceae
Exons: 6
Coding region: 532-1140 (202 amino acids)
Biological process (GO): transmembrane transport; metal ion transport
Cellular component (GO): membrane
Molecular function (GO): metal ion transmembrane transporter activity
Source: RefSeq, a predicted model, not a curated record
GACAAUCGUAUAUUUAAGUCAUUCCCAAGCGAGUUGUCGGUUCAGAAAUGAAAAAGGGGAGAUCCAACGGCUGGACAAACCAAACGAACCGGUAUAGCCACCGAAGUAAUUCCGAUAUGCAUCCUUUUCGGAUGGCCACGUGCAGAAAUCUUGGCGGAAAUUCUGCGUUGUCAUACCGAGUAUCUUGAUCUUCAUCACCCUUGUUGUAUCGAUAAGAAAUUCACCGCCACUUUUGAUUCUAGAGACUGCGAUGAUUAUUUAACGGGCUUAAAAUGUAUCUAUGGAGAGAUGCAUAUGAAGGAAUGCCAACUCACAGCUCCGAUCCAAUGAUGUUUGUGGAUUCAUGAAGGCGGCCAUGAAAUAUGCCAUCUACGGAGUAAAGACGAAAGCCUCGCGGCUCAACUGGGGCGCAGGUGAGUAUUCCACGAUGCUGAGUGGCAAGGGCUGGGUCUUCAUUUUUGUCGGUCCAGCCAUUUCUCUUUCUUUUCUUACAUUCUUUUACACAAUCACAUCCAACAGACCUUCCAAGAAAUGACAAGUAUGAGCACCGAAGAAUUGUUGAAGAGACUCGACGAUCAACAUCAAGCUUACCUCGAGACAUUCAAACUGGUUCACGAUGCCUUAAAUAACAGCCUUACAAAUACAAAUACAAAUUCUGCUAGUGUGGCACCGGCACCGGCACCGGCACCACAAAGUCCUGGUUCCAUCCGAACAUUCACAAAACGACGAAGAGUUUCUGCCAGAGAUGAUGGUGACAUUCCAGAAGUUCGUCCAUCAACACUUCACAGCUCUGUUCUAUCAGGAGACAGUGACGAUAGUGAUGACGAUGACGAUUUAUAUGUUCAAACUCCGCUCGCACCAUUCAAAUAUGACGAAGAACAAUUGCGACAACAUUUCAGAUCUUAUAAUUUCACAGAUGCUGGCCAUAUAAUUCUGGAAACCGUAAUCACCAAAAAUGGACGACUUCUAGAUCCUGUUUUGUUUCCAGAUUAUCACAGAGCUGAUCGGUCUCAUAAUUCCCAUUAUUCCGUGUUUGAUGUUGGAAAAGAUGGUGCUCCUUUAUCUAGAAGAGAUGUAGUGAAACCGGGUACUACUAAAAUUGAUUCUGCUAUAUGGCAAGCGGUUAAAUGUAGGAUUUAAAUAGCGAUCCCGAAUCGCUCCGGCCGGUUGUUGGUAGGAUAACGAUUGUUCGAGAACCAUCUCCUGUCGUGCUUGGUGCCUUACAUCUCACAUUAAAUAAGACAUUUGACAUGGAUGAAUUGUUCAAUUAUUUAAUCUCCGAUGAAGUUACAUCUGCCAAUAUAAUGCGAAGACCUUUCUCCGCUGAUAGCCGACAACAGAAGUCAUUUGUUUUUAACUUUGAGUACUGGACAAUCGUUGGGGAAGAAUGUCAACCAAUGCCUUGGCAACUUUCUGAUCAAACCCCAAGUACUUCAAAGGAUCAUAUCCCUAUCUCGAGAUGUAAUUCUGUGGUAGCUCUAUCAUUAUCAGGUGAUCCUAUACGAAAGUUGAGAAAUCCUGCUCGACGCGCUAGAACAGACUAUGGAUAUGUUUAUGAUCCAUGGGCAGCAUGGCAUGUUCUCAAUGUACAAUGUUACCCAGACCAUCGUCAUACUAUGGAUGUUCAUGAUUCAACCAAACAUUAUGUGAACGGACCGGAAGCUUUUCUUCACACACUGCUCUCGGAAUUUAAAGAUGCAGAAAAGAGAUUCGAGGCAAUUUACAUGAAGAUCAGCAAGCUUGUGUCACCACCAGCAAAUUUCAUGUUCGAUGGUGAAAUUAGAGAUAAAUUACUCUUUGAAGAUGAGGAAUUUACCUACUCCCGUCGUUAUUUUUGGGCCUAUCAAACACUCGGUCUAAUGAAAAAUGGAAUCAAAGCCAUAAUGGAUAGUUACGAGGAUACCUUUACAGAUGAUGUCUGGGAGGGAAAACAUAAGACUCUAUGGCCGAUCCUAGAUCCAGACUCUCAUCGAAGUAAAUACUGGCAAAAACGCAUGCAAAAACUAAAACUAGAUUUCGAGAAGCAGAUGAAUAAUCUAUUCAAACUUUAUGAGGAAACCGACGAAAAGAUGAAAGAGAUUAGAACUUUGAGGGAUCAACUAUUCUCGGGUACGAGUGUUUUGGAAAGUAGAAAGAGUGUGGAGAUGGCAGCCGUGACUAUAUUACAGGGUCACAAUAUCAAAUUGUUGACUAUGGUGUCAAUAUUCUUCCUUCCUCUCACGUUUGUAACCUCGGUUUAUGGUAUGACGAAUAUGACCACUGAUCAUGAUUUCACUCCUUUCGCUGUAACGAUGGCGACUGUUUGUGUUCCUUUCUUCUUUUUAGUCGGAGCAUUAAAUACUACCAGUGGUAUGCAAUUUUGGAGAGUAAGAUGGUAUAGAUUUUUGGGAUGGUUUGGACAGCAAGGUAUUCACUCAACGUCAACACCAUCAUCUUCGGCGGUCACUAAAAAUUCAUCAUUGAUGGGAGAUCCCGCACAAUCGUAUCCCAGCACAAGUGCAAGUUCCAUAAAUAUCAACGAUAAACCUAAACCUCUUCCACAUUCAUAUUCAAUUACUACCGCUCAAUCUCUUGCAGCUAGAAAAGAGCUUACCUCGAAUACUCAACAUCAAUCUCCAAUAAAGUCACCCUUUUCUCCAUCAACCUCACCGUCUAGUAUGAAUCCGAUUCCAGAGCAUCCAUUAACAAUCCCAAUGACUUCUUAUACACCUGUAACAAGACCAAAAUAUAAUUCAACAUCUUCAAUCGAUACCAUCACAGCAAUAACGGGCCCGAGACCUAGUUUGACAAGAAGUGCGAGUUGGUGGGAUAUGGCUUUGAAAAAGGGGAAAAGGAAUGUUAGUUCUAGAGGAGAGGGAUUUGGUGGAGUGUAAAUUGAAGUGGAAUUUUGAGUAGCUGAAUCAACUUCGGUCUGCUUUGAUUUGGGCAGAAGUUGUCUAUUUUAUUUUACCCUGAAGUCAAAGGCUUUUAGUCUUGUUCGGAUUUUGUCUACUAGGAUUUCAGAGACUUGGGUUGCUCGACUAAGGAUAUUUUUUGAUUUCCUUGGACCAAACCAAUACUAUUCAGGUUGGUUUCUGAUGUGCUCUUUGAUGUUAUGAUAUCUCAGUUUAUUUCAAGUAGUAGCAUUGGAAGUUCAAUCAGUUUCUAUUAUUUACAUGAACUCGGUGUUUUAUUCGCCUCAUAUAGCGAUACAGAUAGUAAUCCGAUAAUGAUUCUUGAUUAUA